Molecule: messenger RNA, 1211 nt
Organism: Hibiscus syriacus
Lineage: Eukaryota; Viridiplantae; Streptophyta; Magnoliopsida; Malvales; Malvaceae
Product: WAT1-related protein At2g37460-like
Exons: 7
Coding region: 1-1101 (366 amino acids)
Cellular component (GO): plasma membrane
Molecular function (GO): nucleic acid binding; transmembrane transporter activity
Source: RefSeq, a predicted model, not a curated record
AUGGCGGAGUAUGAAGCAUGUGUCUUAGGAAUCCGAGAUGCACUGGGGCAAAGCAUAAAGACCUUGCGGAUAUAUGGAGAUUCAGUGUUAGUAAUUUACCAGCUCCGCGAAGAGUGGGAAACCAAGGAUUUCAAGCCAUAUUUUGCUGCAAUUUUUCUGCAAGUUGGUCUUGCAGGAAUGGAUGUCUUAUCUAAGGCUGCAUGGAACCCAGGCAUGAGAAAUUACGCGUUGGUCGUCUACCGUCACGCCAUCGCCACCCUCGUUAUGGCUCCUUUUGCAGUCAUCAUCGAAAAGAAAGUGAGGCCUAAGAUGACAAUGUCAAUCUUCAUCAAAAUAAUGGUGCUCGGCUUGAUGGAGCCAGUUAUUGAUCAAAACUUGUAUUAUGUGAGGAUGAAGUACACAACGGAAACUUUUGCAGCUGCCUAUAACAUUCUUCCUGCCAUUACCUUCUUAAUGGCUUGGAUUUUGAGGUUUGAGAAGGUAAACUUCAGAUCAAUCCGAAGCCAUGAUAAGGUUAUCGGCACCCUAGCAACUGUUGCAGGAGCCAUGGUGAUGACACUGAUGAAAGGACCGGUGCUCAAGUUGUUUUGGACCAAAUCGAGUAUUAACAACCACGAAGCAACAUCAAAAAAGGGGACGGAUUUCCACCACACGGUCAAGGGUGGUCUGAUGAUCGCUGCCAGUUGCUUCAGCUACGCUUGUUUCGUUAUUCUGCAAGCUGUCACGUUCAAAACAUAUCCGGCUGAACUUUCCCUCACGGCUUGGAUAUGCCUGAUGGGAACACUCGAAGGAACAGUAGUAGCUUUGGUAAUGGAAAAGGGAAAUGCUGCAAUUUGGGCUCCUAAAUGGGACACCAAGUUACUUACAGCUGCAUACAGUGGUAUUGUAUGUUCAAGACUUGCUUAUUACAUUCAAGGUGUCGUAAUGAACGACAGAGGACCAGUUUUCGUCACGGCGUUCAGUCUCCUAUGUAUGGUGAUUGUAGCAGUAAUGUCAUCUUUCAUUGUGGGUGAGCAAAUGUUCCUUGGAAGUGUGAUUGGAGCAAUUAUCAUAAUCUUGGGACUAUAUUUUGUGCUAUGGGGUAGAAGCAAGGAAUACUAGUCCCAACAGCCAUUAGUGGAGCAGCAAGUAGAAGCAGGUAAAUUAGUUAAUGCUACUAACAAUGAAGAUGCCAGUUUUGAUCAUCAGGCCAUCAUAAUUGAUAAGAGUCU